Trichoplusia ni (cabbage looper) is the source of this 678-nucleotide messenger RNA. Its product is annotated as dynein light chain roadblock-type 2-like. Gene Ontology annotation, molecular function: dynein intermediate chain binding. The transcript has 4 exons. NCBI's taxonomy places the organism in Eukaryota, Metazoa, Arthropoda, Insecta, Lepidoptera, Noctuidae. The coding region runs from base 107 to 400 and encodes 97 amino acids. Gene Ontology annotation, cellular component: centrosome; cytoplasmic dynein complex; cytoplasm. Gene Ontology annotation, biological process: microtubule-based movement. The record is from RefSeq and is a predicted model, not a curated record.
GUCGGCGUUGACACUGACAAGCGUCAACAGUUAUCAUCAUUCAGUUCGUUUACUCCAUUCGUUCAGGGUUUGUCAUCAAGUGAUUAAACAGUGAAUACAAGAAAAAAUGGCGACCGAAGUGGAAGACACAAUCAAGAGGAUUCAGGCCCAUAAGGGGGUAAUGGGAGUUAUCAUAGUGAACCACGAAGGUAUACCCAUCAAAAGUUCGCUGGACAAUGCGACAUCUGUUCUGUAUUCUGGUUUGAUCGGUCAGCUUACUGAAAAAGCCAGGAAUGUUGUGAGGGAAAUGGAUUCCACUAAUGAGCUGACAUUCCUCCGUGUGAGGAGUAGGAGACACGAGAUUCUAAUUGCACCAGAUCGUGAAUUUAUACUCAUUGUCAUACAGAAUACUUCAGAUUAACUCUGAACUGAGGAUCUAUUGGAUGGCUUAAAAUCUAGACUUAAAAUACUGCUAAUAUUGUUUUCAGGAAACAGAUAUUUGCAGUGGUAUAGAAAAGAUCUUUCUGUAUACUUUUAAGCUCUGAUUGAAAUCAGCCAUUGCAGUAGAACUCACUAAUUUAGGUCUCACUUAUUGUAAUUUUAAGCUUUGAAAUUAUUACUAAGAAUAACUUGAUACUACCUAAAGAACAAAAUAUUGUCUUUGGUAAGUGCCAUCUUGCAAUACCCUGGCACUGCAAA